AAUUUACACCUAAAAAAUACGACGUACAUGAUUGUUCUACCAAAAUCACAUAGCUAGAUGUGUUGAGAAUAAAACGUGAUUGUAAUGUGUUUGUGUAUCUAAGCAUGUGAGAGCAAACUCGGCAUCUCUGUCCUUGCCGACCCCCGGUUUACCGAGUUGAGUACUUCUGCAGAAGAGACGGAACAUCUGGAUGAUCAUGGAUGAAUUCACUCCUUUAGACUGUCUGCUACCUACAGGCACACAGAAAAUAUGUCUGAUCAUUCUCAACCAGCCUUUGGAAAAAGACUGUCUUCACACACUCUGGAGUAAAGCUCUCCUGCGGGCGUGUGCAGAUGGUGCGGCCAACCACCUGUAUGACAUCACCGCUGGACAACAAGACAGUUUUCUUCCAGACUACAUCAGUGGGGACUUUGAUUCUAUUACUGCAGAGGUCAAAGCUUUCUACACAGAGAAGAAGUGUCGGUUGAUAGAGACUUCUGAUCAGGAGCUGACUGACUUCACUAAAUGUCUGACCAUCAUGGUGGAGGAGAUCAAGAGACAACAGCUUCAGGUGGAUACUAUAGUGACUCUGGGUGGUCUAGCAGGAAGAUUUGACCAGACCAUGGCUUCAGUAGAGACUUUGUACCACGCCCUCAAUAUGACAGAACUACCUCUGGUGGUUCUACAGGGAUGCAGUCUGGCCUACCUGCUACGACCGGACAUGAGACACAGGUUGGGAGUGAAUACAGGACUGGAGGGGGAAUGGUGCAGUCUAAUACCUAUAGGAGGACCAUGCAAAACACACACCACUGGACUCAAAUGGAACCUGGACAACCAGGUACUGCAGUUCGGGAAGCUGGUGAGCACAUCCAACACCUACGAGCCUGUCGCCCUGGGAGACCAGAGGAAGCCUGUAACCGUGACAACGGACCAGCCACUGCUUUGGAGCAUGGGCAUCUGCAGGGACAGGAAAUGACAUCAUCGACCAGGGUGCUCCACCUCCUUCCAGAAUGGACAAAUGGGUGUCAUUUAAAUAGGCUAAUGGCUUCCUCUCCCAAACUGAAAAUUCACGCUUCUGCCUAGUUGAAAUACUGGAAAUACCGUACAAAUACCGAAAUACCGUACAGAGAUUCCUUGGUGAAGGAAUCUCUGUACGGUCACAAGAGGAAGCCACUUUAGACUAUAGAUUCACCACUAGCCUAGGAAACUCCGUCCUGAUUCCAAACUGGAGACUUGCUCCCUUCCCCUUGAAGACGAACCAUUGCAGAUCUGUGGUGGGGUUCAAAUCCAUACUUCUCAAGGGUGGAUUUUAGGGUGCAAGUCUACGGUUUGGAACGCAGGCCCAAUGUGCCUUCACCGUUGUCGCUUAACAAACAUAGAUACACAUUAUAUACAAGUCAAACAUAAGUCAAGCUGCGUAUUUCUUUGAUUUAUUAACACAGUCAAAUAAAAACAUUGCAAACAAUGUAAAAAAUAAAUAAAUGCAAUCCCUUCACUACCCUCCCACCACCACUUUUCCACAGUGCCCCGCUGCCUAAGGUCUCUCGUUAUUGUAGUUCUGUAGUUGUAGUUAUGUAACAUCUCCAGAGGUUAAACCGCCCCUGAGAGAGAUAAGAGAACUCACAUAAACAGGGCCACACAGAGGCUAAUUCAGUUUCUCCCCUUCACCCAAAAGUAUACAAUCAUCCACUCCUCUUAACUGUAGUGGCAGAAAGGCUGUAUGCCUUAUGAUUUAAAAUAGAGCGUGUUUCAUGCAAUCAUAUAUUUGGAUCUUGUAGACUGGUAACAUUAGUGCACUUUAGAACACUGUAGUCAGAUCACCCAAUCUCUAUGCUAACCUACAAAGCCAAAUGGACUGAACUUGAAUGAUGUUUUCUACCAAUAAUGUGCACAAUACAGUACUGACUGCCUACUGUCCAACUGACUCCUGGUGUGUGUGUCCUGCAGUGUCUUGUCCUAUGUUGAAGGUGCAGUCCUACUUUCACAAUUGAAAGAUGUUGUUGAAGAUGUGGAUGAGCUUGACAAAGAACCCGAUGAAGCUCAUGAUGGCAAACCCAAUCACUGUCGCCAUGGCAACCUUCUAGAACAGAGAUCAAAAGAGAUGGUACAAUAAUAAUCUCUCGUCACAGAAUCAUUACAUUUUACAGACAUACAAUUCCAGAGAACUCCACAAGAACCUUCUUGAUCGAUGUGGUUCCAAAUCAACUUUUCUUUCUGAGAAAGAUGGAACUUUUGUCAGCAAGGCAAUGAGGACUGUUUUACAGGAGUUUUAUUGAAUCUGUGUUGAUGUUUUUGACGGUGGCCUGGUUUAGCAAUCUUAAUGUUUGCAACAAAAACAGGCUAGACAGUGGUAGAGGUGGCCAGCAAGGUCAUCGGGGUGCAGCAGACACAGCUCUUAGAAACAUUUAGGAAGUAAGUGAUGAGGAGAGCUAACAGUAUCCUAGACUGUUCUAAUCACCCGGGCAUUGACGAUUUUGAGCUCAGGUCAUUGUUUUCAACUUCCCAAAUUCAAGAGCAAGAGAUCCAAGAGCAACAUCCCACAGGCCAUAAACUUUCUAAAUCUACACAUGAAAUUAAAUAAUGCAUAUUUAUUGAUGCAUGUUUGCACAAUGACUGCGCCUUUUAUUGAUCGUACACUGUAACCAAUCUCAUGAUGUAUAUCUGUUGUAUGGUUGUCACUGUUUUUAAAUGUUGUUUUUAUUGUUGAACCCUGACUGCACAACACAUUUCCCAAUUAGAACAAUAAAGACAUUUGAUUGUUUGA
Molecule: messenger RNA, 2743 nt
Organism: Salvelinus fontinalis (brook trout)
Lineage: Eukaryota; Metazoa; Chordata; Actinopteri; Salmoniformes; Salmonidae
Gene: tpk1
Product: thiamin pyrophosphokinase 1
Exons: 9
Coding region: 191-955 (254 amino acids)
Biological process (GO): thiamine metabolic process; thiamine diphosphate biosynthetic process
Molecular function (GO): thiamine diphosphokinase activity; ATP binding; thiamine binding
Source: RefSeq, a predicted model, not a curated record